AUGGAGAAGACACAGCGGACCUUGCGAGUUCUUAAAUUAUGCGCGGAGGCAAACAGCAGAGAGGGAUGCCCUUCGAGAAUCUCUAUCCCGUCGAGAGUCUGCACGAAGAAACACCUGAGGAGCACGCCGACCAAGAAAUUCUACUCGACGCGGGCCUCGAGCGCAGAGUACCAAGCAAAACCGAAUCUACCACUGGGGACGACCAGCAGGGCGUUACUCCUGGCCGGGGCACUCGCGUCCCUCGGCUAUGCUGUGGGCGUCAACGACGCAGGAAGUCAUGCGGAUGAGCUCAUUCCGCGGAAGCCCAAGCCUCCUACAUACGCGAGCAAGAUGGAGCUGGAGAAGGCCAUCACGGAGCUUCGGGAACUGCUGGGCGAGGACGCUGUCAGCACGGAUGACGACGACCUCAAGGACCACGGCUACUCCGAAUGGUCGUCGAUCAAUAUCGACCAAUUGCCCGUUGCUGUGGCAUAUCCCAAGAGCACGGAGGAAGUCGCCCACAUUGCGAAGAUCGCCUCAAAAUACAGAGUGCCCAUGAUACCUUACUCGGGCGGCUCCUCUCUCGAAGCGAACUUUUCGGCCCCGUUCGGCGGGUUCAGCAUCGAUUUCGCCUUCAUGGACCAGAUCCUGGCCAUCCACGCCGACGACAUGGACGUCGUGGUCCAGCCGGCGGUGCAGUGGAUGGAGCUGAACGACAAGCUGCAGCAUACAGGCCUGUUCUUCCCCGUCGACCCGGGACCAUCGGCCAAGAUCGGAGGCAUGGUCGGCACCUCCUGCAGCGGCACAAACGCCUUCCGCUACGGCACCAUGAAAGACUGGGUCAUCAACUUGACAGUCGUCCUGCCCGACGGGCGGAUCAUCAAAACCAGACGGCGGCCCCGCAAGACGUCGGCGGGCUAUAACCUCACCGGCCUCUUCGUGGGCGCCGAAGGCACCUUGGGCAUCGUCACGGAAGCGACGCUCAAGCUGGCGGUCAUCCCCCAGGAGACCAAAGUCGCCGUCGUGACGUUCCCGACCAUCCGCGACGCGGCCGCCUCGGCCAUGCAGAUCAUCCGGGCGGGCGUGCCCGUGGCGGCCAUGGAAAUCAUGGACGACGUCCAAAUGUCGGUCAUCAACCGCGCCGGAGGCACGAACCGCACGUGGAAGGAAGCCCCCACCAUCUUCUUCAAAUUCUCCGGCACGACGGCCGGUGUGGCAGACAACAUCAAGACGACCACUGACAUUGCGAAGAAGAACCACGCCGGCGACUUCAUCUACGCCAAGGACGAUCGGGAAGCCCACGACCUGUGGAAGGCCCGGAAGGACUCCCUGUGGAGCAUGCUCUCGUUGAGGCGCGAAGGCGACGAAGUGUGGUCGACCGACGUGGCCGUCCCGAUCUCGAGACUCCCAGACAUUGUCGAAAUCACCAAGAAAGAAGUCGAUGACCUGGGUCUUUUCGCCAGCGUGCUCGGACACAUCGGCGACGGAAACUUUCAUACAUCGGUCCUGUACAACCGCAACGACCCCAAGGAGAGAGAGCAGGUGGAGCGCGUCGUGCAUAACAUGGUGGAUCGAGCCCUUGAAAUGGAAGGCACAUGCACCGGCGAGCACGGCAUCGGCCUAGGCAAGAAGCAAAGCCUAGUCUCCGAGCUUGGAGUCGAGACAAUCAGCGUGAUGCAGACGUUGAAACGAAGUCUAGACCCGCACUGGCUGAUGAACCCGGGCAAAAUCUUCGAUGCUCUUGGCGUGGAGGACACAAAGAGCCAGCCUGAGGCCACGGCGGCGUCCACCCUGGCACGACCGACGGAUAAGUGA
Molecule: messenger RNA, 1794 nt
Organism: Cladophialophora carrionii CBS 160.54
Lineage: Eukaryota; Fungi; Ascomycota; Eurotiomycetes; Chaetothyriales; Herpotrichiellaceae
Product: glycolate oxidase, subunit GlcD
Exons: 3
Coding region: 1-1794 (597 amino acids)
Biological process (GO): lactate catabolic process
Cellular component (GO): mitochondrion
Molecular function (GO): FAD binding; D-lactate dehydrogenase (cytochrome) activity; D-lactate dehydrogenase (NAD+) activity
Source: RefSeq, a predicted model, not a curated record